Aspergillus steynii IBT 23096 is the source of this 1596-nucleotide messenger RNA. RefSeq lists its product as uncharacterized. The annotation marks the transcript as partial. NCBI's taxonomy places the organism in Eukaryota, Fungi, Ascomycota, Eurotiomycetes, Eurotiales, Aspergillaceae. The record is from RefSeq and is a predicted model, not a curated record. The transcript has 2 exons.
ACACUUCCCCUUCUCAACGGCCUCAUCACAAUAGAAUCGGCAUUAGAUGAUGACGACAAUGUUCUCCAGGAGCUGUCUUACCCCGAGAAAAGAAUCCAGUUCUUUACGUACCUGCUGAUGCAGCGGGACACCAUCGAGGACGUCGUAUCGUUUCAUCCGGGGCUCAAGAGCAAACAGAUAUGCCGUAUCGGAGAAGUCAGAGAAUGGAUCGCAGGGAGCUUCAAUGUCUGCAUACCGGUUUAUAUCAGCCACUGGACAAAGGCGACCGCCAAACGAGUACUGAUCAGGUUUCCUCUGCCCUAUAAAGUUGGAGAAGUCGAAUGUCCCGGCAACGCAGAGGAGAAGCUGCGCUCCGAGGCUGCAACAUUUAUAUGGAUCCAAGAGAAUUGUCCCCUGGUUCCAACACCUAACUUAUGGGGGUUUGGGUUUGCCAAUGGCCAAAGUUUUACCGCGGUUGGACGAGUAUCUUUUUUUCGCCGGCUGAUGUGGAGUCUACGCCGGACCAUUUCCUCCAUCUUUAGAUACUCGAUUCCAAGUCAGUACGUGAGUCGGCAAUGUCCUUACAGAUUAAAAACUCCCUAUCUGGUUAUGAAUUACAUUGAUGGCACCGAAGGGGCUAUGCUUUCUGAAUCUUGGGAAAGAUCACGCCAGGACCAGACUCGACGGAGGAAUCUUUUCAAAGGGCUAUCUCGGAUUAUCUUAUCGUUGGCACGCUUGCCAUUCGACCGGAUAGGCUCGCUGACAAUCGACAAUCGAAGUGUCGUACGACUGAAAAAUCGCCCGCUUACGCUCCGACUUCAACACCUAGAAAACCAAUCUGUUCCAACAAGCAUUGACCGGGAUCUUACUUACUGCUCCACAGACGCAUACUUGCUAGAUCUUCUGGCCUACCACGACAGUUACUUGCGAUACUCUCCGAAUUCUGUGCGAGAUGAGCUUGACGGUCAGGCACAGUUGUCCACUCUAACUGUUAUGCGCGCCAUCCUUCCUCAUUUCACAAGCCGUGAUCUCCGGCGGGGACCUUUCAUCCUCAACCUCACGGAUCUACAUCAAAGCAACAUUUUUGUGGACAGCGAGUGGAACAUCAAGUUUCUGGUCGAUCUAGAGUGGACAUGCUUGCGCCCAGUAGAAAUGCUACAUCCUCCGUAUUGGCUGACUAGUCGUGGAGUAGACCAGCUGGAAAAGGGAGAACAUUUCGACGCCUUCAGCAACAUGCACAGCGAAUUCAUGGAAAUUUUCGCAGAAGAGGAGAAAUUACUUUCCAAAAAAGAGGACAGGCCAUUUAUCUUAACAGAGAUUAUCAAGCGGGGCUUGGGAAACGGAAGCUUCUGGUACUUUCAUGCCCUCGACAACCCCAAAGGACUGUAUAAUAUAUUCCUCGACCACAUUCAGCCUAUCUUUGCCAGGCUGGACGAUGCAGAAGUGGAUAGCUUUGAACGAAUGGUGGCGCCUUAUUGGAGUGCGGAUAUGCAGGAUUUUCUUGCGGAUAAACUUAAGGACCAAGAGGAGUAUCAAAAUAAACUGCGGGAGGCAUUCGCAGUCGGUGACUCGGAGCCAAAGGUGAAUGGUACCUUCUAUGGAAGACGGCGGUCCUGA